Messenger RNA from Tetrahymena thermophila SB210, 3627 nucleotides. RefSeq lists its product as hypothetical. NCBI's taxonomy places the organism in Eukaryota, Ciliophora, Oligohymenophorea, Hymenostomatida, Tetrahymenidae. The transcript is spliced from 19 exons. The record is from RefSeq and is a predicted model, not a curated record.
AUGACAUCUGGUUAAACUGGGUAUUUAUAAACUCUUUAAUAUCCAUAAGCUGCUAAAUCAUGUCCGACACCUUAAAUUUAGAUCUAAAAAAUAGGAGAAUUUUACUAUUACAUAUGUUUUGAUCAAAGUAAUAAAUAUUUUGGUUAAAGUUAAAGUUUUUAAGAUUUAUUUACUACUCCCACUAUUAUUUUCGGCGAUUAUCUUAGUAAUGAAAACACUCAUAUUGUUUAUGAUAGCAAUAUAUAUAUGAAUGGAACUUUUUAUGUCAUAGAAAUUUCAUUUAGUCCAUCUACAAACAUAGUAUUAGUCAAUAUGGAAUAUAACUUAUAUCUGAUAGAAGAUUACCUUACUAAAGUGCAAACUGCUGAUUAAAGUUUUCAAGAUAUUAGUUCUGUAAAACUAAAUAAUCCUAGUCACAUUGAUAAUAUUCUUAUUUCUGAUGCAAUAAAUUUUCAAAAUAUCACAAUAAUUAUAGCAUAUGAUUACUUAAUAACUGCUUUUAGAUAUUUUAAUGUGUAAAAUUUAACAGAAUUAUAAUCAACAGGAGAGACUUUGCCUUUUAUUGAUUACAAAACCUUUUUGUAGCAUGAGAACAUCAUUUUUAUUGGCACUUCAUAAUACACUUUAACAUAUAUCUCUUCAUUAAACAAAGUUAAUAUAACUAAAAGUUCGAAUGCAUUAUAAAACUCAUUCACGCUACCUUACUUCCAUAUUAUUUACUAUGCUUUUUCAUAUUCCUUCACUUAUUAGGUUUUCUAAGGAUCUACUCAAAAAUUAGUAAAUAUUUAAUAACUCCUUAAUCAUACAUGCCCACCUUAAUUUGUUCCAGAUAAUUCAAACACUAACUGCGUUUGUAGGCCUAACAGUACAUCAUAAAACUAAAGUUGCCCAUGCAAUCCAGGUUACAUAGAUGUAAAUGGUGAUUGUUAAUAAUGUCCAUCAAAUUGCAAUGUAUGUACAAGCUAAGCAAUUUGUUCUCAGUGUUCUUAAAGUUAUUAUUUGACUGUAUAAUAAACUUGUGUUUCUGGUUGUCCAUAGACAUUUAUACCAGAUUCUACUUCAAAAAGAUGUAUUUGUGGCGCAAAUAGGAAACUUCAAAACUAAAGUUGCCCAUGCAAUACAGGUUACAUAGAUGUAAAUGGUGAUUGUUAAUAAUGUCUAUCAAAUUGCGAUGUAUGUACAAGUUAAGCAGUUUGUUCUCAGUGUUCUUAAAGUUAUUAUUUGACUGUAUAAUAAACUUGUGUUUCUGGUUGUCCAUAGACAUUUAUACCUGAUUCUACUUCAAAAAGAUGUAUUUGUGGCGCAAAUAGGACACUACAAAACUAAAGUUGCCCAUGCAAUACAGGUUACAUAGAUGUAAAUGGCGAUUGUUAAUAGUGUCUAUCAAAUUGCGAUGUAUGUACAAGCUAAGCAGUUUGUUCUCAGUGUUCUUAAAGUUAUUAUUUAACUGUAUAAUAAACUUGUGUUUCUGGUUGUCCAUAAACAUUUAUACCUGAUUCUACUUCAAAAAGAUGUAUUUGUGGCGCAAAUAGGACACUUCAAAACUAAAGUUGCCCAUGCAAUACAGGUUACAUAGAUGUAAAUGGCGAUUGUUAAUAAUGUCUAUCAAAUUGCGAUAUAUGUACAAGCUAAGCAAUUUGUUCUCAGUGCUCUUAAAGUUAUUAUUUGACUGUAUAAUAAACUUGUGUUUCUCGUUGUCCAUAGACAUUUAUACCUGACUCUACUUAAAAAAUAUGUAUAUGUGGCGCAAAUAGGACACUACAAAACUAAAGUUGCCCAUGCAAUACAGGUUACAUAGAUGUAAAUGGCGAUUGUUAAUAAUGUCCAUCAAAUUGCGAUGUAUGUACAAGCUAAGCAGUUUGUUCUCAGUGUUCUUAAAGUUAUUAUUUAACUGUAUAAUAAACUUGUGUUUCUGGUUGUCCAUAGACAUUUAUACCUGAUUCUACUUCAAAAAGAUGUAUUUGUGGUGCAAAUAGGACACUUCAAAACUAAAGUUGCCCAUGCAAUACAGGUUACAUAGAUGUAAAUGGUGAUUGUUAGUAAUGUCUAUCAAAUUGCGAUGUAUGUACAAGUUAAGCAGUUUGUUCUCAGUGUACUUAAAGUUAUUAUUUGACUGUAUAAUAAACUUGUGUUUCUGGUUGUCCAUAGACAUUUAUACCUGAUUCUACUUCAAAAAGAUGUAUUUGUGGCGCAAAUAGGACACUUCAAAACUAAAGUUGCCCAUGCAAUACAGGUUACAUAGAUGUAAAUGGCGAUUGUUAAUAGUGUCUAUCAAAUUGCGAUGUAUGUACAAGUUAAGCAGUUUGUUCUCAGUGUUCUUAAAGUUAUUAUUUGACUGUAUAAUAAACUUGUGUUUCUGGUUGUCCAUAGACAUUUAUACCUGAUUCUACUUCAAAAAUAUGUAUUUGUGGCACAAAUAGAACACUAAAAAACUAAAGUUGCCCAUGCAAUACAGGUUACAUAGAUGUAAAUGGCGAUUGUUAAUAAUGUCCAUCAAAUUGCGAUGUAUGUACAAGCUAAGCAGUUUGUUCUCAGUGUUCUUAAAGUUAUUAUUUGAAUGUAUAAUAAACUUGUGUUUCUCGUUGUCCAUAGACAUUUAUACCUGAUUCUACUUAAAAAAUAUGUAUUUGUGGUGCAAAUAGGACACUACAAAAUUAAAGCUGUCCAUGCAAUACAGGUUACAUAGAAGAUGCACAUGGCGAUUGUUUAUAAUGUCCUUCAAAUUGCGAUGUAUGUACAAGCUAAGCAAUUUGUUCUCUGUGCUCUUAAAGUUAUUAUUUGACUGUAUAAUAAACUUGUGUUUCUAGUUGUCCAUAGACAUUUAUACCUGACUCUACUUCAAAAAUAUGUAUCUGUGGCGCAAAUAGGACACUACAAAACUAAAGUUGCCCAUGCAAUACAGGUUACAUAGAUGUAAAUGGCGAUUGUUAAUAAUGUCCAUCAAAUUGCGAUGUAUGUACAAGCUAAGCAGUUUGUUCUCAGUGUUCUUAAAGUUAUUAUUUGACUGUAUAAUAAACUUGUGUUUCUGGUUGUCCAUAGACAUUUAUACCUGAUUCUACUUCAAAAAGAUGUAUUUGUGGUGCAAAUAGGACACUUCAAAACUAAAGUUGCCCAUGCAAUACAGGUUACAUAGAUGUAAAUGGCGAUUGUUAAUAAUGUCCAUCAAAUUGCGAUGUAUGUACAAGCUAAGCAAUUUGUUCUCAGUGCUCUUAAAGUUAUUAUUUGACUGUAUAAUAAACUUGUGUUUCUGGUUGUCCAUAGACAUUUAUACCUGAUUCUACUUCAAAAAGAUGUAUUUGUGGCACAAAUAGAACACUAAAAAACUAAAGCUGUCCAUGCAAUACAGGUUACAUAGAAGAUGUACAUGGUGAUUGUUAAUAGUGUCCAUCAAACUGCGAUGUAUGUACAAGCUAAGCAAUUUGUUCUUAGUGUUCUUAAAGUUAUUAUUUGAAUUAAUAAUAAAUUUGUGUUUCUGGUUGUCCAUAGACAUUUAUACCUGAUUCUACUUCAAAAAAAUGUGUUUGUGACUUAAAUAGAACACAACAAAAAAUAAAAAAAACAGAAUUUGCUAAUAAUUUCAACAACAUUACGAUACUUGCUCACAAAAAAGUUGUACCGUUUGUUUGA